This is a messenger RNA of Mirounga angustirostris (Northern elephant seal), 3404 nucleotides long. It is a transcript of the gene ITFG1, whose product is annotated as integrin alpha FG-GAP repeat containing 1. The record is from RefSeq and is a predicted model, not a curated record. Gene Ontology annotation, cellular component: plasma membrane. NCBI's taxonomy places the organism in Eukaryota, Metazoa, Chordata, Mammalia, Carnivora, Phocidae. Bases 213 to 2048 code for a protein of 611 amino acids. The transcript has 18 exons.
CGGCCGGAAGUGAGCGCAAGGGAGAUUUUCAACCUAGCUUCGCGGCCUCCCAAACGUCAGAGGUGUAGCUCUAGGGGAGAGUGAGAGGGGAACCGGUGGCGGCUCGUACGAGUGUCGGGGCUGUGCGGUUUCUCUCUCGGCCGGCGGCACGGUGCUUUCCGGCUGCCGUCAAGCGCGGCACUGGGCCGGCGGGCGGGGACCGAGGGGCUGCCAUGGCGGCGGCGGGCCGGCUGCCGAGCUUCUGGGCGCUGCUGGCGCCGCUGCUUGGGGGGCUCGCGCUGCUGGGAGUCGGGCCGGUCCCGGCGCGGGCGCUGCACAACGUCACGGCCGAGCUCUUUGGGGCCGAGGCCUGGGGCACCCUGGCGGCCUUCGGAGACCUCAACUCCGACAAGCAGACGGACCUCUUCGUGCUGCGGGAAAGAAAUGAUUUAAUCGUCUUUUUGGCAGACCAGAACGCACCCUAUUUUAAACCCAAAGUAAAAGUGUCCUUGAAGAAUCACAGUGCAUUGAUAACAAGUGUAGUCCCAGGGGAUUAUGAUGGAGAUUCACAAAUGGAUGUCCUUCUUACAUAUCUUCCCAAAAAUCAUGCCAGCAGUGAAUUGGGAGCUGUUAUCUUCUGGGGACAAAAUCAAACAUUAGAUCCUAACAAUAUGACUAUACUCAAUAGGACUUUUCAAGAUGAACCACUAAUUUUGGACUUCAAUGGUGAUUUAAUUCCUGAUGUAUUUGGUAUUACAAAUGAAUCCAGCCAGUCACAGAUACUAUUGGGAGGGAAUUUAUCAUGGCAUCCUGCAUUGACCACGAAAAAUAAAAUGCGAAUUCCACAUUCGCACGCGUUUAUUGAUCUGACUACAGAUUUUACAGCAGAUUUAUUCCUCACGACAUUGUCUGCCUCUAGUACCUUCCAGUUUGAGAUAUGGGAAAAUGUGGAUGGAAAUUUUUCUCUCAAUACUGUAUUUGAAAAACCUCCAAACAUGAUGGUGGUCGGACAGUCCGCAUUUGCAGACUUUGAUGGAGAUGGACACAUGGAUCACUUACUGCCAGGCUGUGAAGAUAAAAACUGCCAGAAAAGCAUCAUUUACUUAGCAAAAUCUGGAACGAAACAGUGGGUUCCAGUCCUACAGGAGUUCGGCAACAAGGGCACACUGUGGGGCUUUGUGCCAUUUGUGCAUGAACAACGACCAACUGAAAUACCACUUCCAAUUACCCUUCAUAUUGGAGACUACAACAUGGAUGGCUAUCCAGAUGCUCUCGCCAUACUGAAGAAUACAUCUGGAAGCAAUCAGCAGGCCUUUUUACUGGAGAAUGUUCCUUGUAAUAAUGCAAGCUGUGAGGGGGCACAUCGUAUGUUUAAAGUCUACUGGGAGCUGAUGGACCUAAAUCAAAUCAGAGAUGCCAUGGUUGCCACCUUCUUUGACAUUUAUGAAGAUGGAAUCUUGGACAUUGUGGUACUAAGUAAAGGAUAUACAAAGAAUGAUUUUGCCAUCCAUACACUAAAAAAUAACUUUGAAGCAGAUGCUUAUUUUGUUAAAGUGAUUGUUCUCAGUGGUCUCUGUUCUAAUGACUGUCCUCGUAAGAUAACACCCUUUGGAGUAAAUCAGCCUGGACCUUAUAUCAUGUAUACAACUGUAGAUGCAAAUGGAUAUCUGAAAAAUGGUUCAGCUGGACAACUCAGCCAAUCCGCACAUUUAGCCCUCCAACUACCAUACAAUGUACUUGGUUUAGGUCGAAGUGCAAAUUUUCUUGAUCAUCUGUAUGUUGGCAUUCCCCGUCCAUCUGGAGAGAAGUCUGUACGAAAACAAGAGUGGACUGCAAUCAUUCCAAAUUCCCAGCUAAUUGUCAUUCCAUAUCCUCACAAUGUUCCUCGAAGCUGGAGUGCCAAACUGUAUCUUACACCAAGUAACAUUGUUCUACUUACUGCUAUAGCUCUCAUCGGUGUCUGUGUUUUCAUCUUGGCAAUAAUAGGCAUUUUACAUUGGCAGGAAAAGAAAGCAGAUGAUAGAGAAAAACGACAAGAAGCCCAUCGGUUUCAUUUUGAUGCUAUGUGACUUGCCUUUAAUAUUACAUAAUGGAACAGCUAUUCACUUGAUUAACUGAAAUACUAAAUUUGGCUGAUAGAAGAAAAUAAGGGACUUUGAAUAUUAUUUAUAAAUGAUGUAUCCUUUGGUAAUUAUUGAAAAGUAUUCAAAUAAAUAUGGUCUGAAUGUGUCACAAGGUCUUUUUCUAAAGCACUUUGUAUACAAUAAUUUGGGCUAUUUAAAUGUGCUGUACAUUUUUGUUACUUUGUGGAAUGUGUUGCAUGUACUCAGGUGUUUAUGUAUUUAUAAUCUUACUAGAAUAAUGAUGAUGGAAAAAGACAUAUAUAAAUAAAAAUAAAUGAACAGGGAUUUUUGUGUUCCACUUGAAUUGGUCUUGCUUCUUAUUCUAACAAUACAAAUUAUACCUUUGUGAAUGUAUCACAGAUAAAGUUAUUUCACCUUCGUCACAGCAGGUGACUGUACACGGGAUAGUGCUUGGAUACUCUCUGGCUUUGGAAUUGCAGUCCAGCGGGCUUGCCUUAAAUUCCUGGUUCCACCACUUACAAGCUGUUUGAAUUUGGCUAGUUGUUAACUUCUGUGAGCCUAAGUUUUCUUGUUUACAAAUGGGGCGAGUAAUACUACUCACUUGGGUUUGUAAACAUCAGAUGGGGUGAUGUAUGUGGAGUGCUUAGCUUGGUGCCUAGCACAGAGUUAGUUAACUGCUCAGUAAGUGGUAGUUGUCGUGAUUACUAUUUUUAGUUUUGUUUUUUUUUUACAGACUUCUACAACUAAUUAUCAAAAUAUAUAGACUCAAUAGAAUGUUAUUUUCAGGCAUGAGGAAAUCAUAAUCUUUGGAAAACCUAAAUUCUCAGUGGUUGGCAUCUUACAUGACAACUUAUUACUUGCUCAUAUUAACUAAAAAUUAUAGUACCCUCCAAGAAUUAAUAUGCACUAAAAAUUUUCAUUUCAACACUGAUCUUUAUCAUGUGAUAAUGAAGAACAUUUGAUUUCUUGAAAGGAAACUGCUGUAGAUAGCAUCUAAGAAUGCAAAUCUUCAACCACAUUUUUACUCUCAAAAGCAGAGUCUGUAAUUUACAUUCAGACUUCAAGGCAAAUUUUUGUGAACUUCACCUCACCAGAAAGUUACUUUAAGACUUAAAUCUAAGACUGGGAAAAGUUUAUACAUCAAUGUUAAUAAUUUUCUAAUAUGCAAUGGACAUGUGAUGGCUGUAAAACACAAAAACUUACCUAAAAACAAUUAAUUUUGUUCUUCAUGUUACUUUUUUCUUUACAGUUCAUUGAGAAUGGCAUGUGUUUAAGUGGUUUACUUUGUGUAUCUAAGCAUGUUAAUAUGUCUCCUUAAUAAAUACUGUGUAUUGAAACAAA